Molecule: messenger RNA, 9540 nt
Organism: Struthio camelus australis
Lineage: Eukaryota; Metazoa; Chordata; Aves; Struthioniformes; Struthionidae
Gene: NRCAM
Product: neuronal cell adhesion molecule
Biological process (GO): axon guidance; cell-cell adhesion; brain development
Cellular component (GO): plasma membrane; axon
Molecular function (GO): cell-cell adhesion mediator activity
Source: RefSeq, a predicted model, not a curated record
GCUUCUGCACAUAGUCCAACAACAGCAGAAUUUUGUCAAGAUUACAACGUGAAGGAGGGAAUAUUACCAAUUCUUAUCUCUCUCUAAUAAGAAAAUGGGAAGAGGACGGAAUAGCUGCAUGCACAAGGCCAGGCAGUAACAUAAAGACCUGAGAUACAGAGGAUAAGAAAGAAAGGAAAGACAGACCGUCUUGCUCUGAAGUUAUUUGUACAAAGGAUCAAUAUUUCGAGAUGUGCAAAGGAGAGGGGUCUGACUGACAAGCUGCCUUGAUUCACUGUUAUUCUAACUGUGACUGGAAUGACUGAAAAUUCCCUCAAAGAGUUUCUAGUCUAUAUUUCCAUAACUAUUCCAAGCCACUAGUCCAAUGAAGUUGGAGUUCAUUCUUCCAGUGUGAGUUACUUAAUGCAACCUAAAAACAUGAUGAAAAAGAAGAGCACAUCUGCAAGCAAAGCUUCCUUGCUUCUCUUUCUGUGCCAAAUGAUUUCUGCAUUGGAUGUACCUCUAGACUCAAAACUUCUAGAAGAAUUGUCUCAGCCUCCAACGAUAACUCAGCAAUCUCCAAAAGAUUACAUUGUUGACCCUCGAGAGAAUAUUGUAAUACAGUGUGAAGCAAAAGGAAAGCCACCGCCAAGCUUCUCGUGGACACGCAAUGGAACUCAUUUUGAUAUAGAUAAAGAUGCACAGGUAACAAUGAAACCAAAUUCAGGAACCCUUGUCAUAAAUAUUAUGAAUGGUGGAAAGGCAGAAGCAUAUGAAGGAGUAUACCAGUGUACAGCAAGGAAUGAACGAGGAGCAGCCAUUUCCAACAAUAUUGUUAUAAGGUCAUCCAGAUCCCCUUUGUGGACUAAAGAAAAGCUAGAACCAAAUCAAGUUCGAGAAGGUGAUUCUCUAGUACUACACUGCAGACCUCCUGUUGGCUUACCGCCACCUAUAAUAUUUUGGAUGGAUAAUGCUUUCCAAAGACUGCCUCAAAGUGAAAGAGUUUCCCAAGGUUUAAAUGGAGAUCUUUAUUUUUCUAAUGUACAACCAGAAGACACCCGUGAGGACUAUAUCUGCUAUGCAAGAUUUAAUCAUACACAAACUAUACAGCAGAAGCAACCGAUUUCUGUAAAGGUUCUUUCAGUGGAUUCAUUGAAUGACACUAUAGCUGCUAAUUUGAGUGACACUGAUAUUUAUGGUGCCAAACCAGUUACAGAGAGGCAACCGAUUCUUCUAACACCAACAGGUAGCACAAGUAACAAAGUGGAACUGAGAGGAAAUGUGCUUUUGUUGGAGUGCAUUGCAGCAGGAUUACCCACACCAGUAAUCCGCUGGAUUAAAGAGGGUGGGGAACUGCCAGCCAACAGAACAUUUUUUGAAAACUUUAAGAAAACUCUCAAGAUCAUAGAUGUUUCUGAAGCUGAUUCUGGAAACUACAAAUGUAUAGCAAGAAAUAUAUUAGGUUCUACUCACCAUGUCAUUUCAGUAACUGUUAAAGCUGCCCCAUACUGGAUAACAGCGCCCAGAAACUUGGUCUUGUCUCCUGGAGAGGACGGGACGUUGAUUUGCAGAGCCAAUGGCAACCCAAAGCCUAGUAUAAGCUGGUUAACAAAUGGCGUUCCCAUAGCAAUUGCCCCAGAAGAUCCUAGCCGAAAGGUAGAUGGUGACACCAUUAUUUUCUCAGAUGUGCAAGAAAGGUCAAGUGCUGUCUAUCAGUGCAAUGCUUCUAAUGAAUAUGGAUACUUGCUGGCAAAUGCAUUUGUGAAUGUUUUGGCUGAGCCACCAAGAAUUCUUACUCCUGCUAAUAAACUGUAUCAAGUCAUUGCAAAUAAUCCUGCAUUGCUAGACUGUGCUUAUUUUGGUUCACCUAAGCCUGAAAUUGAAUGGUUUAAGGGAGUGAAAGGUAGCAUCUUGCGUGGAAAUGAAUACGUUUUCCAUGAUAAUGGAACCUUGGAAAUUCCCCUGGCUCAAAAGGAUAGUACUGGUACAUACACGUGUGUAGCAAGGAAUGAAUUAGGAAAGAUACAAAAUGAGGUGCAGUUGGAAGUGAAAGAUCCAACAAUGAUAAUUAAACAGCCAGAAUAUAAAGUGAUUCAGAGAGCUGGCCAAGUGUCAUUUGAGUGUACAAUAAAACAUGAUCCUACUUUAAUACCAACAGUUAUAUGGUUGAAAGACAAUGGAGAACUGCCAGAUGACGAAAGGUUUCUAGUUGGUAAAGACAACUUGACCAUUAUGAAUGUAACUGAUAAAGAUGAUGGAACAUAUACUUGCAUAAUUAAUACCACUCUGGACAGUGUUUCAGCAAGUGCUGUGCUUACAGUUGUUGCUGCUCCCCCAACUCCAGCUAUCAUUUACGCUCGGCCAAAUCCACCUUUUGAUUUGGAAUUGACAGGUCAACUCGAAAGAAGCAUAGAACUCUCAUGGAUACCAGGAGAUGAAAAUAACAGCCCAAUUACAAAUUUUCUUAUUGAGUAUGAAGAUGGACUACAUGAACCAGGGGUAUGGCAUUACCAGACAGAAGUUCCUGGAACUCAGACAACAGUACAGUUGAAGCUAUCUCCAUACGUCAACUAUUCAUUCCGUGUAAUAGCUGUCAAUGAGAUUGGUAGAAGUCAGCCAAGUGAACCAUCUGAGCAAUACCUGACAAAAGCCGCAAACCCUGAUGAAAAUCCUUCUAAUGUACAAGGAAUAGGCUCAGAACCUGAUAAUUUGGUGAUAACAUGGGAGUCUUUAAAAGGUUUUCAGUCUAAUGGACCAGGGCUUCAGUACAAAGUCAGCUGGCGUCAGAAAGAUUUUGAUGACGAAUGGACUUCUGUUAUAGUUGCAAAUGUAUCUAAAUAUAUUGUGUCUGGUACACCAACUUUUGUUCCCUAUGAGAUAAAAGUACAGGCUUUAAAUGACCUGGGAUAUGCUCCAGAGCCGUCAGAGGUGAUUGGACAUUCAGGGGAAGACUUGCCAAUGGUUGCUCCAGGCAACGUGCAGGUUCAUGUUCUUAACAGCACAUUAGCAAAGGUGCAUUGGGACCCAGUUCCACUAAAAACUGUCCGAGGGCAUCUUCAAGGGUACAAAGUUUACUACUGGAAAGUGCAGAGUCUAUCCAGAAGGAGUAGGAGACAUGUAGAAAAAAAGAUCUUGACUUUCAGGGGAAACAAGACUUUUGGAAUGUUGCCCGGACUGGAGCCCUAUAGUUCUUACAAGCUGAAUGUUAGAGUUGUUAAUGGUAAAGGAGAAGGACCGGCAAGCCCAGACAAAGUAUUUAAGACCCCUGAAGGAGUUCCUAGCUCACCCUCCUUUUUGAAGAUUACUAACCCAACAUUGGACUCUCUGACUCUGGAGUGGGGUUCACCUACUCAUCCAAAUGGUGUUUUGACAUCAUAUAUAUUGAAGUUUCAGCCAAUAAACAACACACAUGAAUUAGGUCCCUUGGUAGAGAUACGAAUUCCUGCCAACGAGAGCAGCUUGAUAUUAAAAAAUUUAAAUUACAGCACACGAUACAAGUUUUACUUUAAUGCACAAACGUCAGUUGGAUCAGGAAGUCAGAUAACUGAGGAAGCAGUAACCAUUAUGGAUGAAGCUGGUAUUCUCCGUCCUGCUGUAGGUGCAGGCAAAGGAUAUUCAGAAACCCUUUUUGCAACCUCCCCAGUCAUGCAUACUGCCCGUCCAACAUUCUAUAAGGUGCAACCACUUUAUCCAAGGAUCAGAAAUGUUACAACAGCUGCUGCUGAGACCUAUGCCAAUAUCAGUUGGGAGUAUGAGGGACCAGAUCAUGCGAACUUUUAUGUUGAAUAUGGUGUAGCAGGCAGCAAAGAAGAUUGGAAAAAGGAAAUUGUAAAUGGUUCUCGAAGCUUCUUUGUGUUAAAGGGUUUAACACCAGGAACAGCAUAUAAAGUCCGGGUUGGUGCUGAGGGCCUGUCUGGUUUUAAGAGUUCAGAGGAUGUGUUUGAGACAGGUCCAGCAAUGGCAAGUCGGCAGGUAGACAUUGCUACUCAAGGAUGGUUCAUUGGUCUUAUGUGUGCUGUGGCUCUUCUUAUCUUGAUUUUACUGAUUGUUUGCUUCAUAAGGAGGAAUAAAGGUGGCAAAUAUCCAGUGAAAGAAAAGGAGGAUGCACAUGCUGAUCCAGAAAUACAACCUAUGAAGGAAGAUGAUGGAACAUUUGGUGAAUACAGGUCCAUGUCUACUUGGACAGUAAAGAAAAUGGACAAGGAAAAGAAAAGACCAGGUAGCUGUGCCAAAUCUCCUGAAGCAAACUCAGUCUUUACCAAAGCAAUUUCUGUGAGAUCUGACAGAUCCAACUUCUUCAGAAGGUCAGGGGAUCAAUACUCCAGCACCAGAUCAGAGACCUCCUUCUCCAGGAGGAGGGCUAGGCAGUCUUCAGAGAUCACAAGGGUUAGUUCUGUCUCUGCUUCCCUCUGCCAAGAGGAAAAGAGGUCAAAUGAAUGGAAGUACAGGCAUGGCUCUAGACAUCAUGCUUCCAAGCAACAGAUAAUGGGGUCGGAGGAGGGCUCAGAUUCUCAGGCAGGACAGCCUCCCCCUUUCCAGCAACAGCUCAGCUGCAGCUCAGUUCGUGGCUCACUGGCAAGGCCACGUUCUUCUCUCCAGCAGUGGUUCAGCCAGACUCCAGACUACAGCUCAGAUUCAGAAGGCUCUCAAAGCUCCUACCACAAGAAGGUAAGACCUUCUACUACUACUCAUUUCUUUGAAACUGAAAAAAAUACACUAAUGAGAUCUAUAUUAUUGCCUGAAUUGACUACUGUGUUAAAGGAUGCACUGACAGCAGCCAGACAAAGUAUAACUUCUGUGGCACAGGCUAGCUCCCAUUCAGUAAAGCAUCCCAGGGUACCAAUUACUGAAGUUCCUGUGGUUCCUCUAGAAGCAACUGGGAGCAGUUCCCAAGCUUUUGAGUCUGACUGUGUGGACAGUUUAGAAGAGCAAACAGCUCCUAGUAAGGAGAAAUCUAGGGCUGAAAAGGCCUUGGAGGAUGAGUCAUCCCCUGAAGACGUGGAGGUGUCAUCUCAGUCACUUGCAGAAGAACAAGAGGAACUGGAUCCUGUGCGUAAGUUUGACAUGGAGAAUCAGAAUUAUCUGUUCAAGCACAUUAAGAGAGUGCUAAUGUUGAAAUCUUCCAAAUCUGAAUACCGUUCAGAAGAACUGCCUAUCCCCUCUGAAGAAAGCAAGGUAGAAAAUGCCCUUCCUAUCCAUUCAGCAGUGGAAAAUCUUGUCUGUAGGAUUUGGGGUAAUCCUGAGGCAAAUCAUGAAGCCCCGGCAGUCCUACGUAAGGUAUAUCCUCUUCCAGCAGAUAAAGCUGCGUUGUGGGGGGCCUUGCCUGAGGUAGACAGGGCAGUGGUUACUGAUGAUUCUGUACCUGCUGAUGUGGAUGCCCUCCCUAAAGAUCCUACUGAUAGAAAGGUUGAGGAAGCAAUCAAAAGAUCUUUCAGGCUAGUAGCAGCCCAGCUUGGAGUAUCCAUCUACUGCACCUACGCUUCAAGAGCCUUGCUAAUAUGGCUGGAGGAAGAACAAGACAGAGUCAAAAAGAAAUGGGUCCAAUCCACUGCCAGGCAGAGGACACGUAGGCUAUGUAAAAUUGCAGCUAAUUUCAUCCAUGAUGCAGCUGAGGAUUCUCUAAGACUCACAGUUAAAAAUAUGGCCUGCCUCACAGUAGCCUGGAGAGCUGUAUGGCUACGGCCUUGGAGCUCAUCACUAGAUCUAAAAUGUCGUCUGCUGUCUUUACCAUAUGCAGGUGGCAAGCUAUUUGGUGAAUCCGUGGUAAAGAUCAUGAAGGAUUUUUCAGAACGCAAACGUUCCUUCCAUCAGCUGAGAAAAAAAAGAUCUACUGAAAGCUCUUUGUGUUCUUAUCCUCACAACUGUAGGAGCUCCUUCCAUUCUCCCCCUAAGUUUAAAGGAGGGAAGCGAAAGUACAAGGUCUCACAGUCAUUUCACACCAACUACAAAAGGACAUCUCAUUUUCAGAGCGACAUGAGAGCCUUCAAGAGGAACUUUCUGACAAUAUAGGCUUGCUUCCUUUUUUCUCAGGAGCUGGGAAAAGUGGAAGAUUUGGAAAUUUAUGGUGAACAGACAUCAGUAUUUCUGGACAAGUAAGCCCAAUGCUUAGGGAAUUAGUUGCUUCAAAGUAAGAUUUAAGUAAUUCUGCCACUAAUUAACAUUUUCCAGAAAAGUUGUGGCUCUCAGAGUUAGGGGGAGUUUUUGUCACAUUCAGUUGCCAGGCUUCUUGGUAUUUUUGAGAUAGUCUGGCCCUGUUUGAAGUUUUUUACUCUUCAGCUGUAUUUCUUUACCUAAGAGCAUACUUCCUGCAGAACAUGCUGACCUGGGAUUUUUCUACCAUAUCAGUCUAAUGAAGGAAACAAUGCUUUAGGAAACCCAGUUGUUUUGGGAACUACAGAAUAACUGGAUACACAGUCCCCCUGUGACUGGAGGCGUAAUCGGAUCUUCACAUAACAAGGGAAAACAGGGCCUCUGGAAGUCCAUUUUAUGGCAAAGCAAUUGCAUUACAGUCCUGAUGGUUUUGAGUUACAGCAGACUGAAACAGUUGUGAACAGUGAAUGAUUACACCAAGACACUGCAAGAAGUACCACAAAUGAAUGUUUGUUUAAAGAAAAAAAUAAACAAAAACAAAGACAUAGGGCUCCUGUUUAGGUCAGCACCUGUAAUAAAUCAGCCUAAAUUUCUGUCCUGGGCCAUGAAUCAAGAGAAAUUAAGGAGUUAAAACGUUACAGACUUUUGGAUUUGAGGGUGGGGAAAGAUUGCAAGCAUGCAUUUGUUAGUUAACUUUAUGGAAAGUAUGAAAGGGAAGCUUUUCACAUCUCUUAUUACAUGAUAUUAGAUGAUAGUAGUAUAGAUGACUAUGUUACAUGAUAGUAGUCCUACAGUGGUAGGACUACUAGUGUGGUUGCACAGGCUGUUUGCACAUUUCAUAGAAUUCUUUUGCCUCUUUUCUGGAGUGUUUUGAUGCACAAAAUCUUUUUUCCAAGAAAUUCCUAGCUACUCUGUGAGAGACUUUCUGGAAAUGGUUGGUGCUGAACUCUGAGGAUGUUAAGUACUAUGUUAGCCUUCUGUCUUUCUCUAGAUUGAUUAACAAUGCAGAUACAGUUUACGAUCUGCAAUAGUAUUUUUCUCUAUUGUAUUUUUUCAAAUUCUACUGCAGCCUAGGUUUGUUUCCAGGUGGAUCUGCCAAUAAUUUGUGCCCUCACGUCUAAGCUCAGUUGCUUCUAACACAAGAGGUAAUGUCGAUAGACUGUCUGGAGGAAUCUUAUCGCUGAAUAGUCUAACUGGAUUUGGCAGCAGUCUUACUAUGUCCUUGUUCACAAACACAUGCUUUCUUUGAUGGUUCCUAACUUAAUUCUUGGACGUCCAUGUCCCUUCUUUUCUGAAUUGAUUUCAUUUUAUAUGUUUUUCAUCCAGAAGACAUAGUAAAAUGUAGAAAAUUUGAUUAUCUCAAGUACAUUUUUCUUUAAAUUUUCACAAGGAGAGGGUUGGAUUCUUUGACUAACAGCAGCUUUUUCAACCUAUUGCCAGUUAGAGGAAGAGUUUUCCAGUUUUUACAGCUUCGGCCGAAAUUGAAGAUCAGGAUUGCAAACAUGCUAAAGACAAGCUAUUUAGAAAACUAACAUAGAUAGCUAGAUUAGAAAUGGUAAAAAAUUCUGAAAUCUGGACUGAGACAUAAUGCAUAGGGAAAUAUAUGCAUAGGUGUCUAGAGAAAGAGUUUUUCAUCUUCCUGGUCUUCAGUAUCCCUAACAACUUAGAAGCAUGAGCAGAAACAUGUUAGGGCAGAGUUUCUCUUGAAAUUUACAGGGAAGCCAUAGUCUAAGGUACUUUUGUGGUUUUAUAUGAAUGCUUAUACCUAACCAUUUCUGGGCUGUUGACCUGGGGGAAAAAAAAGGAAUUUAUUCCCAACAAAUUUUUUCUGCAUCCUCUUAUCCAGUCGCCCAGAAUGCUUCACCAAUUUGUUUGCGUUACCUUUCAUGCAACAGUUGUGUUAUAAGGAAAAGUAGUGUAUUUCUAACCAUAUAUUGAGUUGUUUUGCAUGUCCAUUAAUGUGGCAAAGUUUAGUGGGAACUAAUUGCCUGCUGGACUGCAGAGGCAUCAUAAAACUGUCUUCCCCAUUCUGACUGGUUGCUGCAUGUACCCAUUUCUAAGGAAGAAAAAUUAAAAAGGUGAAGGAAGAAAGGAGAUUUCAAGGUAACACAUUUCUUUCAAUAACUGUGAUAAGCUUGUGAAAUAAAGUCGUUUUUUAAAAUAAGUUUGUACUUUAUGCUUGCUAUUAUCACCUCCCUAGUUCUUCAGAUCUCUUAGUCAUUAGCUGCAAGCUGGCUAUUUGUUUCAUGAAACUAAGAAGAAAAAGAAAUAUGUAUUCAUAUAUUAGCAGUACUUUAUGAAAAAUAUUUAAAUCAUACUUUCAGAGUAUACUUAGUAUUAAACACACUGUUCUUACUAAAAUGGCAAGAAGUGCCUGGUUAUCUGUAAGUAUCAGUCUUUAUUAAAAAACUAUCAUCCUUAAAAAGCUAACAGUAUUAAGUUUAUUUGUAAAACAAUAAAAAGUAAAAAUAUCAGUGAACUUAACUUUCACGGCUGUCUCAUCUACAUGCAAAAUUCAUACAUGUACUCACCUCCUGUUUUGUUCCCAGUACUUACUGUCUCACUAUUAAUUGUAGGCACAAUGUAUGUGACAUAUUUCAAAAAGCUUUUAAAUUAUCCACGGUAAUUUUAUUCAGUCUAACUUGUACUUUAUUUUCCACUUCAAAAUACUGCACUAGGUAAGUGUAAAAGUCAGCAAACAAAACCACAAGCAAAAAAAUAAAAGAAAUUAUGAUCUAUCCUGAUUGCAUUUUGGAACAAUUUUAGGAAAGAUCAUAAACAAGAUUAGCAAGCCUCAGAGAUAUUGUAUCAAAAUUUCUGGCUUUAACAUGUUUCUGCAGUGUAGGAUUACACGUUCUAAAGCCAGUAUUUUAUGGCUAUUUGGGCUUCAGUAUUCAUAAUGAGACAAUCCUGCUACUUUUUCAAAUUGCUUCUUGGCAGCGCACAGAAAGUCCAUUCAUUUUCCCAGAGCGCUAGGUUCCCUUCUCUGUUUUGCACCCCCAGGGUUAUAAAAAUGCUGUCCAAAACACUGGCGUUUUCACUUCCUCUGCCUCUGUCUCUGUCUGUCUGUCUGUCUGUCUCUCUCCUAUUUGUUUCUUACUCUUUCUUCCUCAGUUUCUUUCCCUUCCACUCAAAAUUCUAUAUUGAUAUCUAAUGCAAGAGUCACAAUCACAGUCUGGUUUGGUAAAGAGUCAUGGUACUGUGGCAUAUGUUUUCUCUUCUUGGACAAGUGGAAAGCACCCUGGCUAAUCCCACUUCUCUUUUUACUGCUAGAGUCCAGGCAGGACUCUUUCUGGACUUUUAUGGUGCAGAAAGGGAGGGAAACCCCGGGUUCAGAUUUGAUUUCUGUAUCUGCUGAAAGCAUGCACUUACACCAGCAGCCACAUCCAUGCAGGUGCACUCCUGGAUAAAUGUGCAGUUUUGUUUGGUUUUUAAUUAUACAGACAGUAGAAUCUGCAUCCUUACUAAAAU